This is a messenger RNA of Pelodiscus sinensis (Chinese soft-shelled turtle), 2386 nucleotides long. The record is from RefSeq and is a predicted model, not a curated record. Lineage: Eukaryota; Metazoa; Chordata; Testudines; Trionychidae.
GUGGAGUAUCUUUCAGGAAAAGUCUUCUUUACUACCAAUUCUGAGUUGUGUAAAUUGAAGAAGCUGAAGUCUGGAGAAAGAUUAUUUUUGUUACUGAAAAAACAUGCUCCAAUUUGUCUCUCCAGAAAUAAAGGAAAAGUAUUUCAUGAAAUUCAAAAACUUGUAAUUGAGGACCCCGGACAUUGGCUGGAUAUUAUUUCCAUUUGGAAACAUCUUCAUGAAAAUAAGGUCAAACAAGGAAACCUCUGUAAAGGACAUCCAGAAUCCCUUAAAAGAAAAUCAGAAGAGAUAAAUAUUGUAACAAAAAAACAGAAGACCGAACAAAUAAAGACAAUUUUUGAUGUUGAAGAGCAAAAGACGAAUAUGGUUUUAGAAACAAACAAUAACAUGGAUUUGUUGACUGAAAGCAAAACUUUUCUAAAAGAGACACCUGAAAGUAGAUUAGAUAAAUCAGUUGAAAGCAAUAACCGCAGUUUCAGAGUUUCUUGUCGCUGUAGUGGAGCAAUUGCAAAAGUAUUUACUUCACAGGAGGUCGGAAAAGUACUUGGAAUAACUCUAAUGAAACAGUUCGGGUGGAAAGCAGAUUUGAGAAACCCUGAUUUAGAGCUCUUUGUACAUCUAAAUGACAUUUACUCAGUGGUGGGGAUUCCUGUCUUCAGACUUCCAUUGGCGACCAGAGAAUAUAUCCAAACUGCAGGACUCCGAUCUACUAUAGCGUGGGCUAUGGCAUCUCUUGCUGAAAUUAGUGUUGGUGCAUUUGUGUUAGAUCCCAUGUGUGGAUUAGGAACAAUCCUCUUAGAAGCUGCGAAAGAAUGGCCUAAUGUACAAUACUUGGGUGCUGAUAUAAAUGAUUCACAGCUAGAAGGUGCACAUGAAAACAUUAAGGCUUCAGGCCUGAUGGAUAAAAUUGAGUUACUUAAAGCAUCUGUAGUAGCAUUGCCAUUACCUUCAGAAAGUGUUGAUGUUGUGAUUUCUGACAUUCCAUUUGGGAAAAAGUUCAAGAUAACAAAAGACAUAAAACUUCUACCCAAUAUUCUUCAAGAAAUGGAAAGAGUGCUUCGUGUUGGAGGGACAGUUGUAUUACUUAUGAGUCAAGAUCUCCACAAACACAUGGAUGGGUGCAUUAGCAACUGUGUUGAAAGCGACACAUCUUUGAACAUCACCAGUGAUGGCGAGAAUGGAGCUGCUGUGGUGAAAGAUUUGAAUCCCAAGGAGAAAAAUGGGAGCCUAAGAAAUAUUCCCUCUUCAGUUAAAGGGGUAGAGAUUGAACACUUGCACAACAACAUUACAUGCUUUGGGUCCUUAGCAGCAGUAGAGUCCUACAAAGUGAGCCUUGGAAAAACAGAUGCUUUCAUAUACAAAUAUAGGAAGGUGCCUGGUGCUGGAAUGCAGUAACAUUCCAGAAAUGACAAUGGAUCUUAUUUGAAAGCAUAUUGCGCUGAAACAAUUGAGCCAUGUUGGUCCUAAAUUGGGCCAUAGUGUGUCACUUGUAAGCAACCUUUUUAUUUGGACAGGCUUACAGUAUUCCUCCUCUUCCUCCCCCUCCCCCAGCUUCCUCUUGGCUACAGAAUUCAGUAGUUACAAGAUAGCGGAGUUGGUUCUCCAGCAACGUUAAGCUGCCAUAAUAAAAUAUUGAAAUGAGGCCAAAUCCUACGGUCCUUGCUCAAGAAAAGGAUCCGUUUACCUAAGAAGUAGAGGUCCUGCAAGGGCGUCUUGGUUUUAGCCACACUCUUCUAGAAGAGAGCUGUAGGUAUUAUCAGAACUCCUGAUGAGGUGCGUGGUCACAACGAUUAUACUUAGGAAAUCUCAGCAUAUUUAUAAUUAAUAGUUAGCAACACUCUAACCUUGCAUGGCACUCCUUCGUUGAGGCCCUGCCCCCUCUGUUCCCCUCCUCUCCAUCACUUGCUGGGCCCGGCCCUUACUCACUCUCACUGGGUUGAGGCAGGAGGUGCAGGCUCUGGGGUGGGAGUGAGGGAUUUGUGUGCGGGAAGGUGUGAGAGGUGCAGGUUCUGGGGGGGGGAGAGAUGGAGAAGGGGAUGUUGGUUCAUGGUGGGGGCUCCAGGCUGGAGAAUGUUGGGAUCAGGAGGAGGUUUGGGAUCCUGAGCAGAGUGCACGCUUUUGGCUGUGGGGGUGCAGGAGUUUGGGAUGGGGUGCAUGUGGGGCUCAGGGCAGGGAGGUUGGGUGUAUAAUGGGCUCAGGACACAGACUUGCAGUAUGUGGAUGGUGCAGGAGUGUUGAGGCAGAAGACUGGGGAUGUAGGAGAUUGGGGAUGAGGGGCUCAGGACAGGGGUAUGAUGGGCUUAGGUUUGGGGGCUGUGGGGCUGCAGGAGUGUUAUGCUUCAGCCAGAUGUGAGCUUGGCCUGGCUUCAUUUUUAAAUAAAAUAUA